GCCUGAAGUAAAGAUAAUAAUAAAAUAAUAUGUCAAUCUCAGACAGCAACAUUGAAAUCUGGAAAAUUAGAAGACUUAUCAAGAACUUAGAGAAGCUCAGAGGAAACGGAACUAGCAUGAUCUCCCUCCUACUCUCCCCACGUGAUGCUAUCUCCAAGGUCCAGGGUAUGCUUGCAACUGAAAUGGGAACUGCUACUAAUAUUAAAUCAAGGGUGAAUAGACAAGCCGUGUUGACUGCUAUUACCUCCGCCAAGGAGAGACUCAAGCUCUAUAGCAGAACCCCAGCUAACGGAUUGGUCAUCUACUGUGGAACAGUUAUUGGAGAAGAUGGAGGUUCUGAGAAGAAGUAUACUAUUGACUUUGAACCCUUCAGACCGCUAAACACGUUCAAAUAUAUCUGCGAUAAUAAGUUCUGCACUCAACCUCUAUUUGAGCUCCUAGAGAAUGAUGAAACCUUUGGAUUCGUUAUCAUGGAUGGAGCAGGAUGUCUCUUUGGUACACUCCAAGGAGCCAACAGGACCAUUCUUCAGCAGAUCAGUGUGCAGUUGCCUAAAAAGCAUGGUAGAGGAGGACAGUCCGCUCCCAGAUUUGCAAGAAUUAGGGAAGAGAAGAGAGGCCACUACGUCAGAAAGGUCGCCGAACUUACUACCUCUCACUUCAUCACUGAUGAUAGACCAAACGUAAAGGGAUUAGUCUUAGCUGGAUCAGCCAAUUUCAAAAACGAUCUCUCCCAAUCUGACUUGUUUGAUAAGAGACUUUCUGAAAUUGUCAUCAAAAUCGUUGAUGUAUCCUAUGGAGGUGAGAACGGAUUCAACCAGGCCAUCUCUUUGGCUGAAGAUGCCCUUUCCAAUGUCAAGUUCGUUGAAGAGAAGCAGCUGAUCAGUAAAUACUUUGAAGAGAUUGCUCUCGAUACCGGGAUGAUCUGCUUCGGAGUUGAAGAUACUCUCCAUUCGCUAGAAUGCGGAGCUUGUGAUAAGGUAGUCUGCUGGGAAGGACUUGAAAUCAACAGAUAUGAAGUCCAAAACCCCCAGACUGAAGAGAUCUUUGUCCACAACUUGAAUAAAGACCAAGAGAAGGAUCCUAAAUAUUUCACUGAUGAAAAGACUGGAAUUGAUCUGGAUGUCAUCAAAUGUGAAGCUCUCUCAGAAUGGCUGUGUGAGCAUUACAAAGACUAUGGAGCCCAACUCGAAUUCAUCACCGACAAGUCCCAAGAAGGAUAUCAAUUCGUCAAUGGUUUCGGUGGUAUCGGUGGUUUCCUCAGAUUUAAGAUCGAAAUGCCAGAAACUGUGUACGAAAAAGAAGACAAUGGGGAAGGAGAUGAAGAAGCUUUCGACCCAGACGAAGAUUUCAUCUAAACAAUAGCUUAAAUUUAAGUUGGUUAUAAAAUC
Messenger RNA from Moneuplotes crassus, 1388 nucleotides. Lineage: Eukaryota; Ciliophora; Spirotrichea; Euplotida; Euplotidae. The record is from the annotation of a GenBank genome assembly.